This is a messenger RNA of Vespa velutina, 5292 nucleotides long. It is a transcript of the gene Mekk1, whose product is annotated as mitogen-activated protein kinase kinase kinase 4. The transcript is spliced from 18 exons. NCBI's taxonomy places the organism in Eukaryota, Metazoa, Arthropoda, Insecta, Hymenoptera, Vespidae. The record is from RefSeq and is a predicted model, not a curated record. Gene Ontology annotation, biological process: protein phosphorylation; MAPK cascade. Bases 119 to 4258 code for a protein of 1379 amino acids. Gene Ontology annotation, molecular function: protein kinase activity; ATP binding.
AUAAUAGUAGAUUUAGGAACUUCCUCGCGCCAUCUAUUAGAUCAAUACGAGUUAUUGACAAUUUUUCUUCUAUUCUUUUUCGAUCGAUCGAGCAACAAAAGAAAGAAAAUGAUUGCGCAUGUAUAGAAUGCCUGCGCCUAAGGAAAGCACAGAUAGACGUCGACCGUGUCGAGUUAGUCGGUUGUCAACGUUGUUUUUUAAUCGAACAAUGUAUUCUAAUUCAACGAGAGAAAAAAAUGUCGAGGAAUUGUUUGGUUCCGAUUAUUCCGAUGAGGAAGUCAACGACGUCAGAAAGAAAGAUUUGUACAGUCCAACAACUGAAUACGAAGAAUCGAUACAGGCUAUGUGUGAUAUUUAUGGACAGACACCACCGAGAACACGUCUCAGUCGUAAAAAAAGGCACAUGAAACAGAAACUGGCAAUAGGUGAGACAAAAUCUUCGGAGAAGGAAUAUCGAUCAAAAGUUGGUAUUAGAAGGAGAAAUACUUUGGAUACGAUUAUCUUCAAUGUAAUGUGCGACGAGGCAGAUAAAUGUCGUGAAAAUGAAGCGAAGGAAGAAAUUGUAAAUCGAAAAUCUAAAAGGAGUUUGAAACUUUUACGCGGUAAUGAAAGAGAUUUGAAACUCGACGUUGAAGCUGCCCUUAAUUAUGCUGAAAAAUCAGAACGUUUGAUGCCAUACACACCGAACAAUAUGAAAAUUGAAACGAAAAAUAGAUUUCGUAGUUUAAGAUCAAAGCCAAUUGACGUUGAGGAGAAAAAACAGGAAACGAAAGGGAUCCAUUUGACUCUUUUGUCGGACGAAAAAGAAAUUAUAUCGCAAUCGCCAAUGGCACAAAGUUAUUCAGAGCGACAGACCUUUCAUGAUACAUUUUCAAUUCUUAUUAAAUUGGGAAGUACAGAACGUAAUUGUCGUAGACAAAUGAGUCAUGAAGAGACCCGAUGGCAAAAUGAAUUGAAAGAUUUGAUUUGGUUGGAGUUACAGGCACAUCAUGCUGAUCGUAGUCCAAUGGCUCAGGAUGAAUAUUUAUGCAAACAACGAGAAGCAGUAGGCUCAUUACUUAAAGAAAUAAUAGAAUAUAAAUAUAAUCAAACUGUAGUAAAUCAUCCGGUUUCAUGUUAUUCAAAUGAUUUCAAUGAACAGAGUGUAAAUUCUGGUUCAGGUUCAGGAAUAGAGCAUACUUUAUGCUCUGGUUGUCUUUCAAUGUAUUGUCGAGCAUGUGUACGUGCACAAGGAGAAGCCUUAAGACAAGUAGAAGGAUUGUUAGCCCGAUUAGAGGCUGCAGAAGCAUUAUAUCCAUCGUCUCAAGCAUUUGCUGUUCAUUAUCCUUUAUAUAAGAGUCCAGAAUUUACUGGAAGAGUUAAAGCUAUGUGCCUAUGGUAUAAUAUGACUAAACAUCAUAGAUUAAAAUUACAGAUUUUAGGAAAAUUAUUAAUGAUGCUUCAUACUAAGAAAAAGCAAGAUGAAACGUCUGAUUCUGGGAUAAGUUCUCGAGCUUCGGACAUGACUGAUGGUUCGGAACCACGACGAGCCAUGAUUCGUUUUGAAUUAUCUCAACAAGAUGAAAUUUCAAAUCCAUCUGACAGUAACAAUAGUAAUACUUCGUCUCUUGGUGGAAUGUCCUUGGCACAAUCAUGGCCAUCUACUCCAGAAUCUUCAUUUUCAUAUGCUGAUGAUGAAAGACACGAUCGUCUUGAUUUCUAUUUAGUAGAAUUUGAUCGUCUUGCUUACAGAAAGUACAUAGAGGAUGUACUCAAGACUAGAGGACUGAGGAAGAGUCUUAAUUUUUUGGAAAGACUACAUAUUUCUGUACUUAGAAAAGCAAGACUUACUUUAGAGAAAAACGAUAAGUAUGAUAACGAUAGUGCUAAUGAGGAAUACGACGGUGAUAAAGAAUUAAAGAGAUACGGUGUAUGGAGUGCAGAAGCUAAAGAAUUAAAUCUUCCAUCUUAUAGAGCUGCUUUUCUAUUCUUGUCGCGUGUUCCAUUAGAUGUGGUACAUGAAUUUUUGAGAAUGAGAUUAGAACAAAAGCCAGAACAACCAAGUCCAUUGUCGGUACGUCAAUUGAUGCGUGAACUACGAGAAGGACUUAGAAUUGCUUGUAUACAUCGAGAUAGAUUUUCUGCUCAUUCUCGUGCUGCCAUAGCUAGUGAUCCUUUCGCAUGUAAUACUCUAUUCGAGGCUGACGUGAAAGAAUUCGAUGAGAGCCUGAAAGCUGUAUUUGAAGUUUAUUUAAAUUAUUUGCAACAAUGGGUAGAUAUGGUUCAGCAUGAUAGCUUUCAUAAAAAUUUAAUAAUGGACGAAUGGACCUUCGUUAAAUCUAUUGCUGGAAAUAUUAUUGACGGAUACAAAAUAGCUGGAGUUAAAUUUUGCGAAAUUGCUAGAACAAUGAUUAUACAAGUUAAAGAAUUUCUCGUGGAACGACCUAAGGAGAUCAAGGAAUGCGUGGAUGACAGAGAAGAUGAUGAUGAAUGGUCAGGCAAAUUUCAUUUGAUGUAUGUGGGACGCGAAUGGCAAGGAAUGUUUGUGGAAGCUCGGGAAAAGGUUGUCAAGAGUGUUACCUUGGCUAAAUGUUUAAAGCGUGACAUUGAAAAAUGGCCAGCACUUAAUAACGAGUUAGAAGAAUCUUUGGUAGCAUUGAAGGAAAUAGUUAUGGAUUUGAGAUGUCGUAUAACGAUAGUGAUCGAGGAAUUUCAAAAUGAUCUUAAUCAAGCAGAAGAACCUAAAGCUGAAUCUGAUCGUACGGCAAUACGUUCACGUAUCAGGGAAAUACUUCAUCAGGCAUAUAGAAUGGGAUUCGAUUAUCACAAAGAGAUGUGUAAUUUAUUUUUGUCAGAAGAAAAAUCUGUUCUAGCACGUGGCCUAGUAUCCUUCGCAUUUCUUUGGAUGGAAUUUGUAAGAAUCAGAUGUGAACGUGGUAGAGGCUUGAGACCUAGAUGGGCAAAUCAAGGAUUAGAAUUUUUGAUAAUAGUUUGUGAGCCUCAUUAUACUAAACAUUUAACUGACGAAGAAUUUGAAGAAUUAAAAACAUCAAUGGAUCGUUGCAUUUCUCAUGUCAUUGGAACAGCAUCUGUAUCAUCUUCAGAAAUAGAUACCUUGAAAAGAUUACCUCGAUCAAGAGCAUCCUCUCCAUCUCAUUCUCGUAGCAGAACAGCAAGUAUAAGUACCUUACAAAAGACACGAGAUAUUUUAAAAUCCCCUGAACUUUUAUUGAAUACGAGAAAAUCAAUUUCACCAAACAUAAUUGACGGUGGUAUCCUUGUUGUAAAUUCAAAUAUGCCUAGACAAGAUAGAAUAGUCAAAGCUAUAAAAAAAGUGGAUCAUAAUAUCGAUGAGAGAUUGAAAAAUCAUGAACUCAUUGGUCAAGUAACCGACAUGAAGGCUGUUGAUAGAGUUCAUAUAAAAGCUAGACGAGUGACGUUUACUUGGCAAAGAGGAAUUAAAAUAGGCCAAGGAAGAUUUGGAAAAGUAUAUACCAUAGUAAAUAAUCAAACUGGUGAAUUAUUAGCAAUGAAAGAGGUACAAUUACAACCUGGUGAUCAUAGAGCAAUUAGAAGAAUAGCAGAAGAACUUCAGAUCUUUGAAGGAAUACAAGAUAAUCAUCUAGUCCGUUAUUAUGGUUUGGAAAUUCAUCGUGAAGAGAUGUUAAUAUUUAUGGAAUUCUGUGCAGAGGGAACAUUAGAAAGUUUAGUAGCCGGAAGUGGAAAUGGUUUGCCUGAAUCUUUAGUUAGAAAAUACACACAUCAACUUCUUUUAGCUGUAACAGCUUUACAUUCCCAUGGUAUUGUACAUCGUGACAUUAAAACUGCAAAUAUUUUUUUGACAAAUGAGGGCAAUUGUUUAAAACUUGGUGAUUUUGGUAGCGCGGUCCAAAUAAAAGCGCAUACUACAAUGCCUGGUGAACUUCAAGGAUUUGUUGGGACUCAAGCUUAUAUGGCACCAGAAGUAUUUAUGAAGACUGAAAGUAUUGGACAUGGCAGAGCAGUAGAUAUAUGGUCUGUUGGUUGUUGUAUCGUUGAAAUGGCUAGUGGACGUAGACCCUGGUCAGAAUAUGAUUCCAAUUAUCAAAUAAUGUUUAAGGUUGGCAUGGGUGAGACUCCUGCGAUACCAAAGACAUUAUCUUUAGAGGGUAUAGACUUAAUCAAAAAAUGUUUGCAGCAUGAUCCAAAAAAAAGAUAUACCGCUAAUACUCUCUUAACGCUUCCUUUCGCGCAAACGUACGAGGACGUUAAUGCUGAUUUAAAUGUUACACGUUUUUGAUCCUAAUUUUAAAAACAUAUAUAUAUAUAUAUAUAUAUGAUGAUUGCCAUUUAUAGUUACAAAUGAUGUACUUUAAAUGUGUUAGAAAAAAAAUGUUUUAUAUAUUGAAGGACAGCGGAGUCGUCGUCCACUCGAAUUUUAAUUUUUAUUUGUCUAAUCGAAGAAGGUUCCUCCCAUAUCGACGUGAUACAAAAAUAUAUUAUAAAAGAUGAUUUUAUUCGAAAAUAUUAAUAAUAUAUUUUUAACGAUUGUAAUAAAGAUCUUAGAAGAAAAUGAUCUAUAUUUUAUAUAAUUAAGUGAGAAUUUGUUAAAUAUAUCGGAGGGGAAAAUAAAAAAAAAAAAAAAAAAAAAAAAGAAAAAGAAUAUAAAUUUUCAGGCAAACAAGUACGAGUGUGAUGAUAGACAAGUUAGGAUAAUAGUUGGAUUAAUUGUUGUCACAUUCCCUAUUUCACAGAUGUGAAUUAAGCUAAAAUGAAAUAGAAAUUAAGUGGAUAAGAAAAAAGAGAAGAUUCUAAAUGAAUCUUAACAUUAUUCACAAAAACAUCACAUUUUUUUUAUGUAAUGUUGUAUAAUUGUAAUAGUAUUAAAUUUUAGUGAUAUACAAACAUAUAUAUAUAUAUAUAUAUAUAUAUUUUAUAUAUGGAUAUAUAUAUAUAUAUAUAUAUCAUUUUCAUAUUUGAUAGAUAUUUAUGUUGUUAUUCGAAAAAUGUACGUAUUAUAUUUGUGAAAUAAAUAGCGUUAGAGAAGAAAAAUAUAUAAUGAUCAAUUAGUUUAUUAAUAGCACAAGAGGAAAACAUACACUUAAUGCGAGACACAUACACAUAUGUAUUACUUAAUAAAUUUCUUAUACAGAGGUAUGCUGUGUAUAUUUUCUGUGUUAAACAGAGAAAGUCGAUCGUAUUUUUAUAACUCGUUUCAAACAUUAUGAGAUCGUGUAUGUUUUACGUGCUAAAGUAUCGAAGCUGUGUCUGUGUCUGUAUGUGUGUUAGUCGUACAUCUAAUAAUAAAUAAAACAAUGGAUUUAUAGAUAUAUA